UUGAGGCCGGUGUCAGCUGAUUUACUGCAGCAGUGGCGGCUGUGGAUCCUUGCAACCCAGGCGGGGUGAGGGCGGCUGCAUCGGCGUGGGGUCCUUCGGGUUCGCCCACCAGGACUUGCCCGGCUGGUCCUCCUUGUGUACGCCGCCUCCUUUGCCUCCUUUGCGGGGACGCGCACAGCAUCUCCUACAGACAUGAUUAUCGCCUGAGGUGAAGAUUUGACAGGUUUGAAAACGCCAUGGCAGGAAACAGUCUAGUUCUGCCCAUUGUUCUUUGGGGCCGCAAAGCACCCACGCAUUGCAUUUCGUCAAUACUGUUGACAGAUGAUGGGGGUACAAUUGUAACUGGAUGCCAUGAUGGACAAAUAUGUCUCUGGGAUCUUUCAGUAGAACUGGAGGUUAAUCCCCGAGCACUGUUAUUUGGUCACACAGCAUCCAUCACUUGUUUGUCAAAAGCCUGUGCUUCUGGGGACAAACAGUACACUGUGAGUGCAUCUGCAAAUGGAGAGAUGUGCCUCUGGGACGUGAAUGACGGCAGAUGUAUUGAAUUUACAAAAUUAGCCUGCACACACACUGGCAUACAGUUCUACCAGUUCUCUGUUGGAAAUCAGCAAGAGGGAAGGCUUCUGUGCCAUGGGCAUUACCCUGAAAUCCUCGUCGUGGAUGCUACCAGCCUUGAGGUGUUGUAUUCUUUGGUGUCAAAGAUAUCGCCAGACUGGAUUAGCUCCAUGAGCAUUAUCCGCUCUCACCGGACACAAGAGGACACUGUGGUAGCGCUCUCCGUGACAGGUAUUCUGAAGGUGUGGAUUGUUACCUCUGAAGUUAGUGGAAUGCAGGAUACUGAGCCAAUAUUUGAGGAGGAAUCCAAACCAAUUUAUUGUCAGAAUUGCCAAAGCAUCUCUUUUUGUGCGUUCACUCAGAGGUCACUUUUGGUCGUGUGCUCCAAAUACUGGAGGGUGUUCGAUGCUGGCGACUACUCCCUGUUGUGUUCAGGUCCUAGUGAAAAUGGACAGACAUGGACUGGAGGGGACUUUGUGUCUGCAGACAAAGUCAUCAUUUGGACUGAAAAUGGGCAGAGUUACAUUUAUAAACUCCCUGCCAGUUGCCUUCCAGCUAGUGAUUCAUUCCGCAGUGAUGUGGGGAAAGCAGUUGAAAAUUUGAUUCCUCCUGUGCAGCAUAGUCUCUUGGAUCAGAAGGAUAAAGAGUUGGUAAUUUGUCCUCCAGUUACUCGAUUUUUCUAUGGAUGCAAGGAAUAUUUGCAUAAGCUACUAAUUCAGGGUGAUUCUUCUGGAAGGUUAAAUAUUUGGAACAUAGCAGACAUAGCAGAUAAGCAGGAAGCUGAUGAAGGGCUAAAAAUGACAACUUGUAUUAGUUUGCAAGAAGCAUUUGACAAACUGAAGCCUUGCCCUGCUGGAAUUAUCGAUCAGCUAAGUGUGAUUCCCAACAGCAAUGAACCUCUUAAAGUAACUGCGAGCGUCUACAUACCAGCACACGGGCGACUUGUUUGUGGCCGGGAAGAUGGAAGCAUUAUUAUUGUGCCUGCCACCCAGACAGCCAUAGUUCAGCUACUGCAAGGAGAACACAUGCUCAGAAGAGGUUGGCCCCCUCACAGAACGCUCCGUGGCCAUCGGAACAAAGUCACGUGUCUGCUGUACCCUCAUCAGGUCUCAGCCCGCUAUGAUCAAAGAUACCUGAUAUCUGGAGGUGUUGAUUUUUCUGUCAUAAUUUGGGACAUAUUUUCCGGAGAAAUGAAACAUAUCUUCUGUGUUCAUGGUGGUGAGAUCACACAACUUCUGGUCCCACCGGAAAACUGUAGUGCAAGAGUUCAACACUGUGUCUGUUCUGUAGCCAGUGACCACUCCGUAGGACUCCUAAGUCUGCGGGAGAAAAAAUGCAUCAUGUUGGCGUCUCGCCACCUGUUUCCUAUUCAGGUGAUCAAGUGGAGGCCUUCUGAUGACUACCUGGUGGUGGGAUGCACAGACGGCUCUGUGUAUGUCUGGCAGAUGGACACUGGUGCGCUGGAUCGCUGUGCGAUGGGCAUAACAGCAGUGGAGAUUCUGAAUGCUUGUGACGAAGCCGUUCCUGCGGCUGUAGACUCACUUAGUCACCCAGCAGUCAACCUGAAACAAGCCAUGACCAGACGGAGUCUCACCGCCCUUAAAAACAUGGCCCACCAUAAGCUGCAAACCCUUGCAACUAACCUUUUGGCUUCUGAGGCCUCUGACAAGGGGAAUUUACCUAAAUAUUCUCAUAACUCCCUGAUGGUUCAAGCAAUAAAGACAAACCUAACAGACCCGGAUAUCCAUGUGCUUUUCUUUGAUGUGGAAGCUUUGAUUAUUCAGCUCCUGACUGAAGAAGCCUCUAGGCCGAAUACUGCACUUAUUUCCCCAGAGAAUCUGCAGAAAGCAUCUGGCAGUUCAGACAAAGGGGGCUCUUUCCUAACUGGAAAACGAGCAGCAGUUCUUUUCCAGCAAGUGAAAGAAACUAUCAAAGAGAACAUAAAGGAGCACCUCCUCGAUGAGGAGGAGGAUGAGGAGGAGGUGAUAAGGCAGAGGAGGGAAGAAAGUGACCCUGAGUACCGUGCCAGCAAGUCCAAGCCACUGACCCUACUAGAAUACAACCUUACUAUGGAUACUGCAAAAUUAUUCAUGUCCUGUCUCCACGCCUGGGGCUUGAAUGAAGUUCUGGAUGAAGUUUGUCUCGAUCGCCUCGGAAUGCUGAAACCACACUGCACCGUGUCCUUUGGUCUCUUAUCGAGAGGAGGUCAUAUGUCAUUGAUGCUUCCUGGUUAUAAUCAGGCUGCCGGAAAACUGCUACCUGCGAAAGUAGAAGUAGGAAGGAAGCUGCCAGCCACGGAAGGUGUAGGCAAGGGGACCUACACAGUGUCUCGGGCGGUCACCACUCAGCAUCUGCUGUCCAUCAUAUCCCUGGCAAAUACUUUAAUGAGUAUGACCAAUGCAACUUUCAUUGGAGAUCACAUGAAGAAGGGCCCCACCAGGCCGCCUAGACCAGGCACCCCAGACCUUUCUAAGGCAAGGGAUUCCCCUCCAUCCUCCAGUAACAUUGUGCAAGGACAGAUUAAACAAGGAUGGAGCCAGUUAGCUGCCAUGCACUGUGUUAUGCUGCCUGACCUUCUGGGGCUGGAUAAAUUCAGGCCUCCUCUCCUGGAGAUGCUAGCUCGAAGAUGGCAAGACCGAUGCUUGGAGGUGAGAGAGGCUGCACAGGCCCUGCUUCUAGCAGAGCUGAGAAGAAUUGAGCAGGCAGGACGGAAGGAGACUAUCGACACCUGGGCUCCUUACUUACCUCAAUAUAUGGAUCAUGUCAUAUCACCUGGAGUCACGGCAGAAGCCAUGCAGACUAUGGCAGCUGCUCCAGAUGCGUCAGGGCCAGAAGCCAAAGUCCAGGAAGAAGAGCAUGACCUCGUGGAUGAUGACAUCACUACUGGUUGCUUAUCAAGUGUUCCACAAAUGAAAAAAAUUUCCACUUCUUAUGAAGAAAGAAGGAAGCAGGCCACGGCUAUUGUUCUCCUGGGAGUGAUAGGGGCAGAAUUUGGAGCUGAAAUUGAACCACCGAAACUGCUGACCAGACCUCGAAGCUCUAGUCAAAUUCCUGAAGGAUUUGGCUUGACAAGUGGAGGCUCCAACUACUCACUGGCCAGACAUACUUGCAAGGCACUGACAUUUCUUCUGCUACAGCCACCAAGUCCCAAACUUCCUCUUCAUAGCACCAUCCGGAGAACUGCCAUUGACCUGAUUGGGCGAGGGUUCACUGUGUGGGAGCCUUACAUGGACGUGUCCGCUGUCCUGAUGGGGCUGCUGGAGCUCUGCGCAGAUGCUGAGAAACAACUUGCCAACAUCACAAUGGGGCUGCCUCUGAGCCCUGCAGCUGACUCUGCCCGCUCCGCAAGGCACGCCCUUUCUCUCAUUGCCACCGCCAGACCACCCGCCUUCAUCACCACCAUAGCCAAGGAGGUACACAGACACACGGCCCUUGCAGCAAAUACCCAGUCACAGCAGAGCAUACACACCACCACCCUGGCGAGGGCUAAAGGCGAAAUCCUCAGAGUCAUUGAAAUUCUCAUUGAAAAGAUGCCUACGGAUGUUGUGGAUCUUCUUGUCGAGGUUAUGGACAUCAUCAUGUACUGCCUUGAAGGAUCGUUAGUUAAAAAGAAGGGUCUUCAGGAAUGUUUCCCAGCUAUCUGCAGGUUCUACAUGGUCAGCUAUUAUGAGCGGAGUCACAGAAUUGCAGUUGGAGCACGCCAUGGCUCAGUAGCCCUGUAUGACAUCCGGACUGGAAAAUGUCAGACAAUCCAUGGACACAAGGGACCAAUCACUGCAGUGUCCUUUGCUCCUGAUGGGCGUUAUCUUGCCACCUACUCAAACACCGACAGCCACAUUAGUUUCUGGCAGAUGAACACCUCACUCCUGGGAAGCAUUGGCAUGCUGAACUCCGCACCUCAGCUGCGCUGCAUCAAGACCUACCAGGUACCUCCAGUGCAGCCUGCAUCUCCUGGCUCCCACAACGCCCUUAAGUUGGCCCGGCUCAUCUGGACUUCCAACCGGAAUGUUAUCCUCAUGGCCCAUGAUGGGAAGGAACACCGCUUCAUGGUCUGACCCUGCUGUUGCUGUCCUGACUGUCGAUUGAUUUUGUAUUGUCUAGGCCGAUGUUGCUCUGUCCUCCUACUGGACUAUUGCUUGCUUCCUGCCCCCUCAAUGCCAUCCAGGACCAUGGCCCAGUGUGUGUCAUUUGCGCAUGCUUCGUGGGGGCAGAUUCCACAUGGGCAGCAGCAGCCUAUCAAUUUAAAGGCACGCACAUACUACUCAACAGGAUGUGACCAUUCUGUUACUAGGUAGUUUUUCCCUGCCAGAGAUAGGAGGGGACAGCUAGUGGUUCCUGGAGAUGGUCUUGUUGCUUGAUGCAACAGAAGCCUGAGAAUCAAUAACCAGUGUGAUGGCACUCCCAGCCCUAGAAGCCUAGCUUGGACCUGGAUGCUGGCGUGAUGUGGAGUCCUCCUUAUUGAAAUGAGUUCCCUUUGGAUUUCCCAAACAUACUGUUGUUUACUAAACCACUCCAUGUUUACAGUUUUUUUUCCUACUAGCAAUUGAUAGGCAGUUACUCAAGUCCGUGUCCAAGGAUUUAUCCGCUACCUUCUCAGUAACACCAAUCCUGAUUUGAGAACAUAGUAAGAAAAAAUUAAAUUACAUACAUAUUUUUCCUUCUAGAAAAGCUUUCUAGAUAGCUAGCUUUCUAAAUGCUCAUUUCUGGUUAAACGUUAGUAGAUUUCAUAGUUUAAAAUACAGAUCAUCACUAUUCACCAUGCAGUGACUAUAGCCAACCUUCUAAGGGGACUUUCAACAAACAACCAAGUUUAGAAGCAUAGCAUGUUUAUAUAGUGAAGUGUCACCCAUGUGUCACUAGGUUCUCCUGCUCAGGAAAGGCCUCCUCUUGGGUUCUUUCACAUGUUCUCAGGUGUACAACAAUGUCACUUACAGUGAUCAUUUCAACCUGAGCUUCCAAAUUCUGACCAGUGAAAGAAUAGCUAGGAAGGCAUUUAAGUCAGCAUCUUAGAAAUCUCAUAACUGUGUAGACACACUGUUCAAGGUGUACAGAAAAUGUGAAGACUGUCAGUCUGCUUGAGUGGACACUACAGUGAAAUUGUUCAUGCUUCAACCCAAGCCUCACUUCACUCUCUUCUUGUGUCAAGUUAUGUUGGUCUAGUUGUAAUGGAAGAAAAAAUCCAUAACAGCAUUUCGUAUGAGUUGUUCCUAAAUCUUUUGAUUUGUAUUAGUGGAGGUUGAUUUGUGUUUUGGUCGAUUGGUUAGUUACAUAAGAUUGUUUAUUAUAUAUAAAAAUUGAAAAGGAGUUACUGAAUUCAAAGAAAAUAUAUAUAAAUAUAUAAUAUUAACAGAGUAAAGUGAUAAUGAGAGCAUUUAGUCUCAAACUCAUAGACUGCCAAAGUUUAUGUCACAUGUAGAAAAGUAGGAUCAAGGUCCAUGAAUAAACACAUAGUUUACAGUCCUUCAAAGAACAUGUGAAGAAGCUAAUGAAUGCCCUCCGUGUCUUUUGCCUAGCGAUAUGUGUUAUUUUCAUUGAUGGCAACUCUAUACUGUCUCUUGGGUUUUGAUGUUGGGGUUCUUUCAAAAGUGAAUUUAUUUCACAUGCAUGUAUAUUGUAUUUAUAAUGAUUAUAUAUGUAGCUUCCAAGAAAGAAACCAAGAACUCUACAGUGUAGACAUUUGUGACCAUGCUAAUAUAUCUGAUGUAGAUGGAGACAUGUCCAGCGACCUCUAGAGCCUGCUGUCUGCUCAACACAGAUUUACUUGAUGAACUUUAGAGGGAGAAGUUAAACUAGUUAGAAUGAUAAGCAAACACAGAACUUUGUUUUUGUUUUUUUAAGCAAAAUGUUCUAUACAUUUUGAAAGAGAUACAGGACUGGAAGUCAACAACAGAUGCUAUCACAUCAUAGAGAUGGGCACAAAGCAGUGAGGUCACAGGACAAACUUCUGGUCAUAGGUCCAGGCCAGUCCUUCCGUGCACUGUGUAUAUGUUCAGAAGAGCACAAGGACUAUAAAACUCUGUGCACAUAAAGCUUCAUGCUAGAAGAGUCACUAACUGAUAGAGUGUCAUUCACAUUCUUGUUAACAUAACGCUCUCUUGCUGUUUUGACAACCAUAGUCCCCAGCUUCAUCUCAGUGUGGAUUCCUCAACACUGGGGUAAACUUUGUAUUGUCAUCCUCCCAGUAUGGUUGUAGUGUUUUAUUGAUUUUGUUGACACAGCACUUGGACCCGUCCUUGUAAAUAUAAAGACAUAUGUGGCUUCAGUGGUAAUUUACAAGCAAAAGGUGACAUGAUGUGACACCUGUAUGAAAACGUUGUCAUGUUUGACACUGCACAUAGUGGCUGAGUUAAAAUGUCUUACCUCCUAAGGCAUUCUGGCUGAAUGCAUUUAAUAGAUCCUAUAUGUAUGUUUAACAUUGCUGUGUACAUACUUGUGUUAAAUAAAAUUGAAGUGUACUGAA
Molecule: messenger RNA, 7015 nt
Organism: Grammomys surdaster
Lineage: Eukaryota; Metazoa; Chordata; Mammalia; Rodentia; Muridae
Gene: Wdr7
Product: WD repeat domain 7
Exons: 27
Coding region: 237-4610 (1457 amino acids)
Cellular component (GO): cytoplasm
Molecular function (GO): protein binding
Source: RefSeq, a predicted model, not a curated record